GUUAAAUCCAUUAAUAGACUCUUCUAUGUCUAUCUAAGAAAAAGGAGAUGCCGGAAAAUAUUUUGCCAAGUGAAUUUGUUAUAUAGUCUCCAUCCAAAAAGUAAAUGAAAUCUUAACAAUUAUGAUGGGUUAUAAUCGCCAUUGGGUCUUCUUGAUAUCAUUCUUCACGAUGACAAUCAAUUUUUUUCUAUUCUUUUCUUCAACCCUUGGCAUUGGAAUCGUAAAAAGAUUGCCCAUAAAAUCGGAAGAUGAGGAAUUCGUGCCCAAUAAUGCUAUUAACGAUGUUCUUCCACCACCAAAAAUGAUUUAUGCGAAAGAUGAUUAUGCCAAAGGCUGUAAACUGGCUUCUAAUUUUUACGAUGUUGGAACAUCGUGGAAUCCAGAUUUAGGUCCUCCUUUUGGUGUAUUAUAUUGCUAUAGAUGUACCUGUAUAAAAAAUCCUGUUUUUGAGAAACGCUCCAUUCUACCGACCGUCAUAAAAUGUCACAAUUUUAAGGACACCUGCGCCAAAGUGUAUUGCCGAGCUCCUGUUAAACUUCCCGGAAAAUGUUGCAAAAUAUGCCCCUCCCAAUAUUUUUUCUACCAUGGCUCGCCAGUAGACAAUAGGCUAAAUACAUCGUUUUUCUUUCCCGCUAAAUAUUAUUCCCUCAAAGAUCAUUGGUCGAGGAAAGAUUCUUCAUUCUUCCCGUCUUUAAAGUCCUUACUCAAUUCCGAUGCUAAUUUUAAGCCCUCGUAUUCGGUCAGCAAAAGCAGCGAGCAAAUUCAUUCUAUUACAAAUGGUAAAACAUUUGAUAAAACGGAUUCCAAAAUAAAUACCAUGGAAGAAAGUAAUCGAUUUCAAUCAGACCAAGCUUCGAACUAUGGCAAAAAUGACAAUGAUAUAACUGAACUGUACAGCCUGCUGAUCCCAGAUAAUUUAAACAAAUAUUAUGGUCAGAUUGCAGUAGAAGGUCAAUAUCUAAAUCCGGUUUCAGCCAGAGUUUACGCGUAUAUUGAGAGGCAAAUCUUGUAUCUCACUAUCAAAACUGUCGGUCUAGAAAACCCGUCAAAUAUUUCAUUUUACGAUACUCUGACAAACACUCUGUUAUACGAAAUGCCCGUUCAACGCCUUUAUAAGAAUUUUGACGGAGAGUACAUUUAUAUCAAGAUAUGUUUCAGUGUUUACAAUUUCGAAGAGUUUAUUGCCAGUAGAAAUGAUAUGAUUAAUGGCAAAAUAAAGAUAUCCUUAUCUCAUAUUCCAUUCGCUUCCUAUGCAAACCAAAACGCCAAUCUUAGCAUUUCCAGUACUAUUAUUUCAACGUUAUCCGGUGUCAUCCAAGAUCAUAGAUUCAUUCAAACUGAAUCAUUUUCUUCUAUUUUAACUCCUACAAACUCGGAUAACCGAAUGUACGACUCCUCAAAUGGCGACUAUAAAAGCCGAGCUGGUUUGGUCAUAUUUACCAAAGGAUAUUACGAUCAUGAUACACUUGAUUUUCUCUUCAUUCUUAAAGACAACCAACGUCCAAUCAUAGUCAAUGUUUACGAUGAGCGAGAUUUCAGAGAAAUAACCAUUCGAUUUGUAUGGCACAAGAAUUUUGGUUCAGGGAUCCCUAUGAUCCCUUUCAAACAUAUCACGGGAUACAUUAAUAUGAAAAGCGGAGAAUUUGCUAGUAGUUGGCCUUCCAUCCCAAGAACAACUAUGGGAUUAAUACUUAGCGGAAAUGUCAAAAUAGUCGUCGAAAUAAAGGGGCCCUUUGGACCAUUUCAAUUAAAUGGAAUUAUAUUUGUGAAAACAACUUGUUCUGCCUUAUACGCUUCUUUAACUGGUUACGAUGCAUAUCCUAUGACUCACACAGGCAUGGCUGGUUAUAUACUGAUGAAACUUAAUGAAAACGGCAAACUAGAUUAUAAAAUCCAAGUUUCUAAUGGCAAUAAUAAAGAAGCGAUAAUCAAGACAGUAUCGAUCAUGCCAUACAAUCACAGGCGAAAAAAUUUGGCUAGAUCAAAUUACAAAUAUCCAAAUAACGCAAAAGCUAAAACUCUUAGAAGUGGUUCCAAAAAAAAUAAGAGAAUAAUCGCCGAGAUGGAAUAUAAUCACGCGGACCCCGAAAACAAUAAAGGCUCAUUUUAUAUCUCGUCUAUGACCGUGAUGCAUUUAUUGAUACACAAAGACUUUUACGCGAGGGCCGAUGAUUCAAACGGCAAUAACUUAUUAUCAGGCCCUAUAAAAAUAAUCCAUUUUCCUUCCGAUCCAUUUCAAACAUUUCCUAUCGUACUCAGUAGUAAUAACGUAAAUAGUUUGGCCGCUUACACACUACCAUCAUCAGUUGGAGGUAUACUUUGGAUGCAAAAGCAAAAUUUUAUGCCUCCUAAACACAUAAAUACCUUAGAUACGGAUGAUAGUCAUCAUUGCGAAGUUUUAUACAGAUUAUCUCUUAUAGGUUUGAAUACUCCCGAAAUUGAUUCUAAAAGCGCUGAUUACUUUAAUAAUUACGAGAUUUCGAAGGGUAAAGAUAUGUUGACCAUAAUUUUCAAAAGGGAAUCGUUUUCAGAUAUGUCAACCCAAAAUUUGCUCAUGAAUGGUGUACAGAAUCCUAGUAAAAUUACGGACAGCAUAAUGCAUAUUCAAAACUAUCACAAAUCAUUGGCAUUGGGAAAACUUACACUAGACCAAAAUUGGUGCCAUGAUUUUUCUAGUGGAAACAUAUUUGUGUACGUGCUGACUAAGCAAUACCUCAACGGGGAAAUAGGAUCACAGAUAGUUAUAAAAGAUGUUGCUGAAGAUGAAAAGUUGCCUAAAAUUUCCAGUCAAAAAAUUAUUAAUUAUAAUAAAUACGAAUACUCCAAAUCGACCUUAUACACAAAACCUGCUAAUAUAGAUGCGGAUGUAUUUGAAAUGAGGGAGGAUCACAGCCCAAUGAAUUGUUCAAAGGAUAUAGGCAACCACGUUACAAACAGAUGGAAAUAUUUCGUUUCUAAUUGUCGAAAGUGUCAAUGCAGGAAAAAUCUACUCUUCUGUAAAGCCACGGAGGACGAAUGUCAAGGAAGUGAUGCCUCUUCCUUACAAAAUAAAAAAAAUCUAAGAAUAUACGCCCAAAAAUGUUGUGACGUCAAAAAUAAUUACACCCAAAUUCCUUUUAUUCCAGUUUCCAAAUUAGAUGUUAAAAAGUCAAAUUCCUGCAUCUUUGGUAGCGAUAUUUAUCCUAAAUACGCAAAUUGGAAUCCUAAGGUUCCACCCUUCGGAGUGGACAAGUGUGUUACCUGUCACUGCGGUCCUACGUUGAAAGUCGUUUGCGAAAGGGUUAAAUGCCCAAUAAUGAGUUGCCCUCUCAACAAUGUAGUAUACACAGAAGGAUCCUGUUGCAAAGUUUGCAAAAGCGAUUUGAAUUCCAUCUCGGAUUACAGGAAUGGAGAUGAAGUAGAUAAAAGAAAUCUGGUAGCUAUGGAUGCAUAUAAAGGUUACUCUAAAAGAAGCAAAGAACCCCAAAGAGAUGGACCAUAUUCUAACUACAUUGAAAGUAUGUGUAAAUUUAGAGAAAAGGAAUACUACGAAGGAGAACUAUAUUAUGCUGAGAUAUCUGCCUUCCAAAACAUGCCAUGCAUCGUUUGCAUCUGCAAAUCUUCAAAAUGGGUUUGCAACCGUUGCACCAAAAAGCAAAACCGGAUUAGAAAUUCAACCCAAAUCUAUUCUAAUGGAUUCGAUCACUCAAUAAUGCCAAACAAACAUUUAAAUUAUUCAAUUCCUGUAACAGACCAAGAUCCUAAAUAUAAAUUGAAAGGCAAAACAUCGAUCAAACAAAAUGAUAAUAUUCGAGUUUCUAAGAUUGAACAAAUUAAUAAAUCAAAUAAAAGUAAUAUCCUUCAAAAUACAACAUUGUCGCUUGCUUCAGGGAGCAUAAUAAAAGAUUGGAUGAGAGAAAAAAAAGGGAGACUAAAGACUAGGCCUGGUAAAAAGGGAAAAAUAAAAAAUGGGAAGAAAAGGUGUGGAAAAAGAAAAAACGGCAAAAAAAGAAAAAGAGGAAAAUUUUGCAAAAAGAACAGGAAGAAAAAAGGCAAGAAACACAGAAAAAAAGUAAUGGACAUUAAGAAUGAAUUGCCAGUUAUUGUUAAAAAUUAUUUAAAAUUUUCGAAUUUCACUAGUGAAAUGUAAUCUUGUUCAACUUUACCCUAAGAAUGAAGCUAAUAAUUAAGAUAUAAUAAAAUGGGAGACGUUAUCAUGCUUGAGGUACAUUAUGCUGCAAGCCAUUUCACCGCCAAUAUCAAUGAUUAUAUAUAUUUCCGAUAAAUCCUUAUGUUGCGUUUAUUUCAAAUUUGGAACUAUAGUUAAGUUUUAUAGGAUUUAUAUCACAUCUUACAAUUUA
Gordionus sp. m RMFG-2023 is the source of this 4340-nucleotide messenger RNA. RefSeq lists its product as uncharacterized. Gene Ontology annotation, biological process: negative regulation of BMP signaling pathway; dorsal/ventral pattern formation. Gene Ontology annotation, molecular function: BMP binding. The transcript is spliced from 23 exons. The coding region runs from base 122 to 4129 and encodes 1335 amino acids. The record is from RefSeq and is a predicted model, not a curated record. Lineage: Eukaryota; Metazoa; Nematomorpha; Gordioida; Chordodea; Parachordodidae.